Messenger RNA from Colletotrichum lupini, 1437 nucleotides. Its product is annotated as eukaryotic translation initiation factor 3 subunit L. NCBI's taxonomy places the organism in Eukaryota, Fungi, Ascomycota, Sordariomycetes, Glomerellales, Glomerellaceae. Gene Ontology annotation, cellular component: cytoplasm; eukaryotic translation initiation factor 3 complex. The record is from RefSeq and is a predicted model, not a curated record. Gene Ontology annotation, biological process: translational initiation. Bases 1 to 1437 code for a protein of 478 amino acids. The transcript is spliced from 3 exons. Gene Ontology annotation, molecular function: translation initiation factor activity.
AUGAGCGGCUAUCAAAACGGAGAGCGGCCCGUCCGCGUCGACGACGACAGCGACGUCGAGGAGGAGGCCCUCGUCAACGACUACAAGGAGCAGGUCCAGUAUGAGGACAACAUUGGCGAGGACCUCGAGCAGGUCAACUCCCUGACCAUGGCCCAGCAGACCGACGACAUCCAGUCGCGCCUCGCCGCCGCCGCCCAGCCCCUCGACUUCUCCGCGCCCCUCGAGGUCAAGUUCCAGAGCUACGACUCCUACUGCAGCCUGUUCCACUUCAUCCUCAACAGCGAGGGUCCCGUCGACCUCGAGCCCCCUUCGUACUACUGGGCCUGGGACGUCAUCGACGAGUUCAUCUACCAGUUCAACUCCUUCUCGUCCUACCGCAUGCGCAUCGCCCGCCAGGGCAACAACGAGGAGGAGAUGCAGGUCCUCAAGGAGAACCCAAACACCUGGGGCUGCUACUCGGUCCUCAACGUCCUCUACUCCCUCAUCCAGCGCUCCCAAAUCACCGAGCAGCUGGCCGCCAUGCGCCGCAACGAGGACCCCAUGGCCGUCGCGGGCGAGUACGGCUCCAAGAACCUCUACCGCAUGCUGGGCUACUUCUCCAUCAUCGGUCUCCUCCGCGUCCACUGCCUCCUCGGCGACUUCAGCCUCGCCCUCAAGACCCUCGACGACAUUGAGCUCAACAAGAAGGCCAUGUUCGCCCGCGUCAUGGCCGCCCACUUCACCACCUACUACUACGUCGGCUUCUCCUACAUGAUGAUGCACCGCUACGCCGACGCCAUCAAGAUGUUCUCCCACAUCCUCGUCUACGUCUCCCGCACAAAGAACUUCCAAAAGAACGCCCAGUACGACUCCAUCACCAAGAAGAACGACCAGAUGUACGCCCUCAUCGCCAUCUGCGUCGCCUUCCACCCCACCCGCCUCGACGACACCAUCCACUCCGCCCUCCGUGAGAAGUACGGCGACCAGCUCCUCAAGCUCCAGCGCGGCGGCCCCGAGUCCCUCCCCAUCUUCGAGGAGCUCUUCCGCUCCGCCUGCCCCAAGUUCAUCUCCCCCGUGCCCCCAGACUUUGAGAACCCCGAGUCCAACAUCGACCCCGUCGAGCACCACCUCGCCGUCUUCAUGGAGGAGGUCAAGAUCAACAUGAUGAGCCCCACCGUCAAGUCCUACCUCCGCCUCUACACCACCAUGGACCUCAACAAGCUGGCCGGUUUCCUCGAGGUCAAGCCCGACGAGCUCCGCUCCUGGCUCCUCGUCAACAAGCAGCGCACCAAGCAGUUGCGCUGGACUGACCACCCCAGCCUGUUGGACGGCGACCUCAUCAACGUCAGCGACCUGGACUACGCUAUGCAGGGUGAUCUGAUCCACAUCUCGGAAGCCAAGGUUGGCCGCAAGCUGGUCGACUGGUACCUCCGCAACCUGUCCCGCACGUACGCUUGA